AUGCCAUUUGUACAGCUUUUUGCCAGAAAGCUGCAAUUUAACACUCUCCUGCAGGGGUGGCAACGAGUGAGGAGGCGUCCCGCUGGGUUCGGGCGUCUCUCCCCACCGGCCACUCCCGCCAGGCUGCCGGGGGGCGCGCCCCGACGGGCAGGCAUCCCCGGUGCCCCGCCGCAGGAAGCCCAGGCCGGCCCGGCCCGGCGAGUCCGCCCCACACCUCCCGCAGCCCGCGGGGCUUCAGGGAGCCCUGUCGGCACAGGCGCCGCGGCGCUGGGAGGCGACCGCCAGGCAGCACCUGCCGGCACCGGCGCGCGGGGCCCGCGGGCUCACACCUGCGCGCGGGCGGCGCUCCAGCCCCGCCGGACCCCGGCGCCCGGGCCCAGCGCGGCCGCGGCGCCAGAUGGGGGAAGAGGACGCGGGCGGCGCCGGCACCCACCUGGCAGCACCUCCUCCGUCGGCGGCAGCAGCAGAGCCGGCAGCCCCUGGCACCAUCUUCCGCCGCCGCCUCGUCCUCGGCGGCGGCUACCAACCGCCCAUCCGGCUCUGCCAACCGACACGAUCGCCGGCGUCCCGGUGCCGGCCGCGGCCCCGAACUCCGGGCGGGAGGGAGGGGUCCGGGCGGAGGAGGGACGCGGUCAGGCCCCUCGGCUCUGCGUCGGGGGCCGGGGGGAAGGGGGCCGCGGCCCGUCAGAGCCGAGGGGCCGGGGCGACGGGAGGAGCCUGAGGCAGCGCCGAGGGGUCGGCAGGGCCGCGGACACGGCCGCGGCUGGGUUUGUUAUUGUCGACUCCGUUCCUUCCUCCGCGGAGCAUGCCGGGAGUCGGCGGGCGGGGGAGGGGCGGCCGGCGGCGCAGAGGGGCGGCGCGCAGGUCCGGAAGUCGGCGGCCUGCCGGGAAAGGGGCGGGGCCCGCGGCCGGCGCUGUCCUCUCCUGACCUGGGGACACCGUGCUGCGCGGCCUGGGUACUGUGGCCGCGGUCGGGCGCGCACUCCCUCAAGCUGCAACUUUAUUACACCACCCCAGCAAGACACAGCAGAGAAGAGAAAAUGAAGAGACUGACAGGUUGCUAUGCCUUGGAGGAAGACAUGAACUGAUUGUUAGGGGUAGCGUAGUAAUCAGCACACAGAAAAUAACGUGGUGAGAAGGGAUUUAACCUAAAAACUGGUAAGCAAAAUACAGCACCAGUAGGCCUCUAAGGAGUAUAUUGGUGCUUGACUGUCCUCUUAGUUAUCAGGGACAUUCAUGAUUACAAAUAAUCUUGGCAUGUAAAAGCAUCACUGGAAUGUGCCAGUGAUAAUGUCUUAAAUAAUAAAAUGUUUUAAAUGUUA
Messenger RNA from Myotis myotis, 1322 nucleotides. Its product is annotated as collagen alpha-1(I) chain-like. The coding region runs from base 1 to 1044 and encodes 347 amino acids. The record is from RefSeq and is a predicted model, not a curated record. The transcript has 3 exons. Lineage: Eukaryota; Metazoa; Chordata; Mammalia; Chiroptera; Vespertilionidae.